This is a messenger RNA of Capsicum annuum, 2326 nucleotides long. RefSeq names its product pentatricopeptide repeat-containing protein At1g59720, chloroplastic/mitochondrial. Lineage: Eukaryota; Viridiplantae; Streptophyta; Magnoliopsida; Solanales; Solanaceae. Gene Ontology annotation, biological process: RNA modification. Gene Ontology annotation, molecular function: zinc ion binding; RNA binding; protein binding. The record is from RefSeq and is a predicted model, not a curated record. Bases 372 to 1865 code for a protein of 497 amino acids. The transcript is spliced from 2 exons.
ACUAAUAUGAGACACGGAGUAAUAUAAGGUAAAUUCUCCCUCUAAUUUCAAAUUCUUGAUUAGCCUCCAAAAUAGUGUCACUCAAAUUAAAGAUAUCAAAGUUCAUCACACUGGAAGAAGUAGAACAAAAACUCCUUUCACUGGUUCAAAAAUGUCCAAAUUUGAAAAUUCUCCAACAAAUCCAUGGCCAUAUAAUCGCUCAUUUGUCCCUUCCACCUCCAAAAAUCUCCUUUGUACUGUCCAAACUUCUCAGUUUUGCUGCCCUUUCACCUAAUGGAAGCAUUACUUAUGCCAAAAGAAUCCUUACCCAAAUCCAAAACCCGAAUAUAUAUUCGUAUAAUUCACUCAUUAGGGGUUUUCUUGAAUCGAAAAUGAGUUCUAAUGAACCACUUUUGAUAUUCAAGAAAUUGGUUAAGAGAAACUACCCGAAACCGAAUAGUUUUACGUUGGUGUUUGUGUUGAAAUCGUGUUCGUUUUCGAUCUUGACGGGUUUUAGUGAAGGGAGACAGGUGCAUAAGCAUGUUGUGCAAUGUGGGUAUGGGAGGAAUUUGUUUGUUCAGACUUCGUUGUUGAAUUUGUAUGGUAAAUGUGAGGAGAUUGGGUUAGCGGAGAAGGUGUUUGAUGAAAUGUCUGAGAGAAAUGUGGUUGCGUGGAGUGCGAUGAUUAGUGGGUAUUCGAGAUUGGGGAUGGUUAAUGAGUGUUUUGGAUUGUUUAGGGAAAUGCAGAAGACGGGGGUGGUGCCGGAUAAGGUGACUAUGGUGAGUGUGAUUUCGGCUUGUGCUAAGUCUGGAGCGUUAGAUUUGGGGAGGUGGUUGCACGCGUAUAUUGAUAAGAGAUCGAUUGAGAAUGAUCUUGAGCUCAGUACCGCGCUUUUUAAUAUGUAUGCGAAGUGUGGAUACGUUGAAAAGGCAAUCGAAGUAUUCGAAGCAAUGCCUUUUAAAGAUGCUAAGGCAUGGAGUUCGAUGAUAGUUGGCUUGGCAGUAAAUGGUCUUGCAGAAUAUGCUCUCGUGACCUUUUCAAGGAUGAACAAAGCUAAGGUGGAACCUAACCAUGUAACGCUAGUUGGGGUUCUUAUGGCUUGUGCUCAUAGUGGAUUAGUUUCUGAAGGGAAAAGGUAUUGGGCUAGUAUGAUUGAGUCUGGGGUUGAGCCAUCGUUAGAACACUAUGGUUGCAUGGUAGAUCUGUUAUGCCGUUCAAACUUAAUUGAUGAAGCUUAUUCAUUUGUUGAAGCCAUGCCACUCGCCCCAUGUCCAGCAAUAUUGCGUACAUUACUUGUUGGGUGCAAAAAGAACAAGAUCUUGGACAAAGGUGAAGUUCUCGGUCAACAUCUCAUUGAAUUAGAGCCCUGGAAUGCAGAGAACUAUAUCCUACUCUCUACUCUGUAUGCAUCAGUAUCAGACUGGGAGGAAAUGCGGCACGUGAGGAAACAGAUGAAAGACAAAGGUAUUAAGGCUAUGCCAGGAUGCAGUUCCAUUGAAGUUGACGGUUUUAUGCACGAGUUUGUGAUGGGUGAUUGGUCACACCCUGAAGCCGAGGAGAUCAAAGAGGUCCUAAGGGAUAUUUCUCAAAGGGUAUACUCUACAGGACAUGAACCUUGGAUUGCUACUAUACUGCACAAUGUGAGCGACGAGGAGAAGGAGAUUGCACUUUGUGAGCACAGUGAAAGGUUAGCGAUUGCUUUCGGCCUUUUGAAGACAAAAGCACCAACAGUGAUUAGGAUAGUGAAGAACCUUAGGGUCUGUAGAGAUUGCCAUGAAGUGACAAAGAUAAUUAGUAGAUUAUACAACAGAGAGAUAAUCGUCAGGGACAGAGUUAGGUUCCACAGAUUUGUAAACGGGGCUUGUUCUUGCAGAGAUUUUUGGUGAGACUUGCGAUAAGAGAGUAAGGCCAGGGACUAUAAUCAUGGUCAGCUAUCCAAAUGCAUUGCUGAGGUUAAAGUCAGUGUUUGCGCCAUGAACUGAGCAUUUCAGUGGGCGCCAGGAAGCCAUGUUGCUCGGACUCUCCAAAUAUGCUAACCGCAAUCCAGAAAUGCACUACAGUUUGGAGCAUGCAACAUGCACAUGUUGACAUUAUUAAGAAUUCGAGCAACAUAGCUGGGGCCUGGGAAGUAUGAACACCAAAAGGACCACAUCCCAGUAGUUGGAAGAUGGGGUUUCACUCAGAGAAGUCACCACUUCGGAGGUAAUUUCUCUAUCCACGUCUUCAGGUUUCAGAGAAGCAACCAAUACGCAACUGCACCACCAUUGUUGAACAUAUCUUGUUAUCCAAUUGUAGCAAAACACGAUACUUAUUGCAGUUUCGUGCAAUUCAAGGUAUAAUUUACUGU